Messenger RNA from Staurois parvus, 826 nucleotides. Lineage: Eukaryota; Metazoa; Chordata; Amphibia; Anura; Ranidae. The record is from the annotation of a GenBank genome assembly.
AUGUGGACGGGUGCUAUGGAAUGUGGUCAGCUGACCCCUCAAUCUAUACGUCAAGUCACCAUUUCUCGUCAACCAGGAGUUGGCUUUGGAUUUGUUGCUGGCAGUGCAGGACCCGUUGUUGUACGAUCUGUCAUUGCAGGUGGACCCUCAGAGAACAAAUUACUUUCAGGAGAUCAGAUUUUAGCCAUCGAUAAUGAGGAUGUGAGCGGGGCUCCGAGGGAGAGAUUCAUCGAGCUGGUCAGGAAUGCACAGGAGUCCAUCACUUUGACAGUUCUACAACCUCAUCAAUCUCCAAAAUCCGCAUUCAUCAGUGCAGCUAAGAAAGAGAAGCUUCGCUCCAACCCAACUAGGGUCCGAUUUUCCGAAUUGGUCACUGUUGGAGAUACAGACGCAGACAUGUUGAAGAUGAAAGACUCUCCACCCCUUCUCCUCAUUCCGAACGUUCUCAAAGUAUUUUUGGAGAAUGGACAAAUUAAAUCCUUUACUUUUGAUGGGAGAACAACAGUCAAGUAUCUAAGUAGUGAGACCCCUAGAGGCCAUACACAGCAUAUAACAUCGCCAUCGUGAUCAUUUCUCCCUUGUCCUACAAUAUUCUGCAACAGAUCAGGGCCAGAAGUUUCUGCUACUGCAAGACAAGCAACCACUGGCUCACGUCGUGCAUCGAACUCACUAUCAGGGUAUGAAAUGCUUGUUUCGAAUCUGCUUUUUUCCUAAAGACCCGGCUGAUAUUCUGCAUUCCGAUCCGGCUGCAUUCGAGUAUCUGUAUAUCCAGGUAAUAUACAAACAUAUAUGCAAUGAUUUACAAUGCUUCACUCAGUUAUGGUGA